Molecule: messenger RNA, 192 nt
Organism: Strongylus vulgaris
Lineage: Eukaryota; Metazoa; Nematoda; Chromadorea; Rhabditida; Strongylidae
Source: the annotation of a GenBank genome assembly
AGUGACAGUGCCUCACUGGAUGAGCUUGUCUAUUCCUUAGAACGUGCUCACAUGCCCAGGUUACUACCGGCGACUGAGGCGACUACUGGUGAAUCAGCAAAGGACGAGGAAAGUGCGAAUAUGCCCGGAGCUCGACUUAAGGUUAUGUAUGGGAUAGAAAAGUUUGUUGAUAGCAGAGUACAAGUAACAUAA